UUCAGUGGAUCAUUGCCUUGCACCCUAUGUCUAAGCCAGAGCUGUGCUCUACAUUUGAAGACGUGUGAGCAAAUAAACUGACAAGUAUUCAACCCCAGAAGAUGGGAAGUAGAAUUAGUUCGGAGAGCAAGGAGUCAGCUAAAAGAUCAAAAGAACUGGAGAAAAAGCUUCAGCAAGAUGCUGAACGAGAUGCAAGAACUGUAAAGUUGCUGUUAUUAGGAGCAGGGGAAUCUGGCAAAAGUACUAUCGUUAAACAAAUGAAGAUCAUCCAUAAGAAUGGCUACAGUGAACAAGAAUGUAUGGAGUUCAAAGCAGUAAUUUACAGUAAUAUAGUGCAAUCCAUUCUAGCUAUUGUAAAAGCCAUGACUACGCUUGGGAUUGAUUAUGCCAAUCCAAAAAGUUCAAAAGACCAAAGAGAGCUCUAUGAGAUGGCAAGUGUCCUGGGAGAUGGUGGCAUGAUGCCCGAGUUGGCUGAGGUGAUAAAACGACUAUGGGGAGAUCCAGGAGUUCAAGCCUGUUUUGAACGAGCAUCAGAGUAUCAGCUCAAUGACUCAGCAGCCUACUACCUUAAUGAUUUAGACAGAAUAACAGCUCCUGGGUAUGUCCCAAAUGAACAAGAUGUUCUUCAUUCUCGGGUGAAAACAACUGGAAUCAUUGAAACUCAAUUCUCCUUUAAAGAUUUGCACUUCAGAAUGUUUGAUGUAGGUGGACAGAGAUCAGAGAGAAAGAAAUGGAUUCACUGCUUUGAAGGAGUUACAUGCAUUAUAUUUUGUGCUGCACUCAGUGCCUAUGAUAUGGUGUUGGUGGAAGAUGAAGAAGUGAACAGAAUGCAGGAAAGCCUUCACCUGUUCAACAGCAUCUGUAAUCACAAGUAUUUCGCAACAACCUCCAUUGUUUUGUUUCUAAAUAAAAAAGAUCUCUUUCAAGAAAAAAUAACCAAAGUGCAUCUUAGCGUCUGCUUUCCAGAGUACACUGGGCCAAAUACAUUUGAAGAUGCAGGGAACUACAUCAAGAAUCGGUUUCUAGAUCUGAAUUUAAAAAAGGAAGACAAGGAAAUUUACUCCCACAUGACCUGUGCUACAGAUACCCAAAAUGUCAAGUUUGUGUUUGAUGCAGUUACAGAUAUAAUUAUCAAAGAGAAUCUAAAAGACUGUGGGCUUUUCUAAUCUAUUUUUUCUCCCACUGUUGUUCAGGUAUGCUUUUCAAUAUAUAAAAUGUGAUGUUAUUUGUUUAAUUUGAAUAGACAUUAACUUUCUAGAAAUAAAACUAGUUAUGAAACACAAUGUUUUCACUUAAGAAAUUUAAUGUAUUAUCACUUACAUCUGGUACUGAUAUGAAUUGUUACAGUUACCAAAAUCUAUCAGUGACACUGAAUUUGCUUGGAAAUAAACUUCCGUGUUAGGGCCUAUUUUAAAUUCCAGAACAAUGAAAAAUGCAGCAUUAUUCCUUUUUUGUUUUUGUAUUACCAAAUUUUGAGGCAUUUGAUUUGCAGAGAUGUAACAGUAUCCAUACAGUACAGACUAUUCAAUGAUAAAUGUGCCAUUUUAUUGGCUUAUUUCUCCAAUUUAGUCAAAGAAAAUGUUCACUCUUGAAGGGGAUUUAUGACAAGGAAAUACAUACAAUAUUAUCUCUCCACUUUUCUCAUUAGAAAAAUGUUAAUUUGAAUUAUUUUAAAGUUGAGAAUUUUGAUAAUAAAUCUUUACCUAUCAACUGUGUUAAAGACAGGGAACCAGGUAUGGCCAGGUACACAGCAUAAGGCUGUCCAAACUGAACAGCAGUCCUCAGUGGAGCACUCAUGCCCCACAUCUCAAUCAAGUAAUCACUCAGGCUUAGCGCUAUCAAAUAUAAUAUAAUAUAUAUGAGGAGAAAUAAGUCUUCUAAGUUGGCAUAUGUGUUUUCGGUGUAUACCACUUUAGAAUCACAGGUGGAUGUGUUGGUUAACAUGUGUGGACACUAAAAAUAAAUUAUUUAGGAGAACUCUAGGAGAAAUUGUGAAUAUUCUGACAUAGACUAACUUUAAAAACAAGGUGACCACCCCAUGUUUGGGAUGGUAUAAAUAAUUGGUAAGUAAUAAAACCAAACAAGGCCCUCUUUCCCUUUAGACCUUCCUUAAAAUUCUUAAAAAUACUAUAGCCACAUGGGGGCACACUUACCUUAUGUGUUUUCUAGUAAAUGUUGCAAACAGAAUUAAAUUUGGAUUUCCAAUAACUAAUAAGAUGACCGAAUCCUACUAAGAACCACAGUGCUUUGAGCUCAGUAAUAUAUGUAAUCUUCUGAUAAUUAUACUAUGCACAAUUUUAGUAAAAUUUGUGUAUACAAAGCUAUUGAUAAAAUUCCAAAUUUGCUGAGUGCCAUGUAGACAAUUAGUCUUUUCUCAUGAUCUUUGUAUUUUUGUCAUUUUCAAUCUUUUAAAUCUAUGUAGCCAUUAAUAUUUUAGUGUCAUUUUCCAUUAUUCUGUACUGUAUCUAAAAGUCUUGAUUUGUUUACAGUGAAAGGCAGAAGAGAAAUAAUUUGACGUCUGACAACUGUGUUUUGUA
Condylura cristata (star-nosed mole) is the source of this 2537-nucleotide messenger RNA. It is a transcript of the gene GNAT3, whose product is annotated as guanine nucleotide binding protein, alpha transducing 3. Gene Ontology annotation, biological process: sensory perception of sweet taste; detection of chemical stimulus involved in sensory perception of bitter taste; adenylate cyclase-modulating G protein-coupled receptor signaling pathway. The coding region runs from base 102 to 1166 and encodes 354 amino acids. The transcript is spliced from 8 exons. Gene Ontology annotation, cellular component: heterotrimeric G-protein complex; photoreceptor inner segment; photoreceptor outer segment. The record is from RefSeq and is a predicted model, not a curated record. Lineage: Eukaryota; Metazoa; Chordata; Mammalia; Eulipotyphla; Talpidae. Gene Ontology annotation, molecular function: GTP binding; GTPase activity; G-protein beta/gamma-subunit complex binding.